CACACACACAAUGUGACCAUAUAAACUUUAGUUGUUGCUGAGUUGCAGUUGUGCUGCACAGCGUAGCGAAUCCUUUUCAAUUUCCAAAGCCCAAGUCUCAACCUUCUACCAUUGUUGAUAAAAAAAAUAUAGAAAGAACAUCGUUAGUUGAAUCUGUUGGUAUUUGUUAUGCAGAUAACAAAAUAGCUUUAACUUCUACUAAUAAUACGGACAUGAGAUUAAAGCCAAGGUAUUGUAAUUGUGGAAGAAUAGCUUCCAUGCGUAUUGUACAAAGCAAUGACAAUGGAAAUCAAGGACGUGUCUAUUUUGUUUGCCCAAGAAAAUAUACUAGGAACGAACACUACAAUUACUUCAGGUGGUUCGCAGAUGAUGACGACGACGACAUUACCUCCACAAUCCGUGCCACUGCUGCACCUCGGACAGAUUCAACAACAAAAGAAAUUAAUGAUCUAAGGAGAAGGGUUGGUGAGCAUGAUAGAAGGCUUCAAAUGAUGGAGAAAAUUUUCAAGGGAAUGACUUAUGUAAUUGUAUUUUUUUGUAUUUUUGUACUUUAUCAUGUAAAUGACUCAGUUGUUAGGUUUUGGAACAUGUUGUGGCUGUAAUCUACUUUUCUACUUGUUUUGUAAUUUUUUUUCGGUGCUUAAAAAUCUGAUGGUUUGAAAAAACAAGUGUAUAACAGGUUUGUUUGAGAUGAAAUGUGUUGAAUGAACAGUGUGUGGAAUCUGUUGAAUUA
Molecule: messenger RNA, 733 nt
Organism: Camellia sinensis
Lineage: Eukaryota; Viridiplantae; Streptophyta; Magnoliopsida; Ericales; Theaceae
Source: RefSeq, a predicted model, not a curated record